This is a messenger RNA of Blastocystis hominis, 1513 nucleotides long. RefSeq lists its product as hypothetical. The transcript is spliced from 6 exons. The record is from RefSeq and is a predicted model, not a curated record. Gene Ontology annotation, cellular component: cytoplasm. Gene Ontology annotation, molecular function: Rab GDP-dissociation inhibitor activity. Gene Ontology annotation, biological process: protein transport; small GTPase-mediated signal transduction; vesicle-mediated transport. NCBI's taxonomy places the organism in Eukaryota, Bigyra, Opalinata, Blastocystidae. The coding region runs from base 57 to 1466 and encodes 469 amino acids.
GUCUUGAUGUACUAUUAUUGCAUUACUGGAUUGGAUUUGAAAGAAAAAUUGGAAUCAUGCAACCUGUACCACCCGUGAAUGUUCUGGGCGUGGAGUAUCCUGCCCUUGCCGAUGGAAAGUAUGACGCUGUCAUUCUUGGAACUGGAUUGAAGGAAUGCAUUGUGGCCGGACUUCUUGCCACCGAGGGAAAGAAGGUUUUGGUUUUGGAUCGCAAUGACUACUAUGGAGGCGAUUGCGCAUCUCUGAACCUGACUAACUUGUUCAAGAAAUUCCGUGAUCGCGAGCCUACCAAGGAGGAAUUUGACCGUCUUGGCCAGAACCGCGACUACAACGUGGAUCUGAUCCCCAAAUUCCUCAUGGCAUGCGGCAACCUUGUGAACAUGCUUUUGCUGACCAAAGUGACGAACUAUCUGGACUUCAAGCAGAUCGAGGGCAGCUACGUGUACAACGGCAAGAACAAGACCGUUAGCAAGAUGCCCGCCACAACGCAGGAGGCGCUGAGCACUCCUCUGCUCUCCCUGAUGCAGAAGAUGAAGUACCGCAGCUUCCUGUCGAACGUGCUGCCCAUGGAGAUCCCCGGCGAGGACGGCGUGCCCGCGGACAAGGACGUUCCGCUGCUGCACAUGACGAUGCGCGAGCUGUACAAGAAAUACGGCCUGGACGAGAACUGCAUGGACUUCACGGGCCACGCGAUGGCGCUGCGUCUGAACGACGACUAUCUCGACGAGCCGGCCGUGGAGACGGUGAAGGCGAUGAAGCUCUACGGCUACUCGCUGAACCAAUACGGCUCCUCGCCCUUCCUCUACCCCAUGUACGGCCUGGGCGGGCUGCCCGAGGGCUUCUCGCGCCUCUGCGCCAUCAAGGGCGGCGUGUUCAUGCUGAACCGCAACCCCGACGAGCUGCUCUUCGACGACGACGGCCGCAUCAAGGGUGUGGUGUCCGACGGCGAGGCCGCGUCCUGCGAGUUCGUCGUGGGCGAUCCGUCCUACUUCCCCGACGAUAUGCUCCGCGAGACCGGCAAGGUCGUGCGGUCGAUCUGCCUGCUGAACCACCCCAUCCAGGGCACCGGCGACUCCAAGUCCGCCCAGGUGAUCAUCCCCGCGAAGCAGGUGGUGCGAGCCGGCUACCCCAAGCGAAACUCCGACAUCUAUGUGUCGUGCGUGUCGUUCGACCACGCGGUGUGCGCGAAGGGAAUCUACAUCGCGAUCGCGUCGACGACGGUGGAGACGGAGGACCCGCAGAGAGAGCUGGCGCCCGCGAUCGACCUGCUGGGCGACGUGCUGGAACGAUUCGAUGACGUGUCGGAUACCUUCGAGCCGGUGAACGACGGAACCGAGGAUCGGUGCUUUAUCUCCACGUCGUAUGAUGCGACGAGUCACUUCGAAACGGUCGCUGAUGAUGUGCUGGAUAUCUAUAAGAGAAUUACGGGACAUGAGCUGGAUCUGACGUUGCCGAAGGAAGAAUAAGGAUUAAGAAGGAGUAAGAAGGAAUAAGAAGGGAGAGUGUGUGUUGU